CAUAGUACUUUUACUUAUCGUUGCAUACGAUUUUAAAUGAUAAGAAAUAAAUGGUGAAUUUGAACUGAACAUUAAGCUAUACUGUAGUGACGUACAUCUAAAACAAUGAGGAAAUUUGCGAUAUUGCUUAUUCUUGGAUUAUCCUUUGUACUAACCAGCAGUAUAUGUCCUAAUGGUUGGGUACGGCACGGCGGGUCAUGUUACCAUUUUAGCCACGACACGGAGGACUGGCCUGGUGCCACGAUAAUGUGUGAAAGGAUGGGUGGGAGUCUCGUAGAGAUUGAUGACGCAGUAGAAGAUAAAUAUCUCUAUUCGCAGGUCCGAGUGUUUAAACAAGCAUACUGGAUUGGUUUGUCUGACGUCAUGGAAGAAGGAAGCUGGGUAUGGAUGAUAACAAACCGGCCGGUAGAAUCCGGUGUAUACACUAACUGGAUACCUGGGCAACCGGACAACAAUCAUAGUAAUGAGAAUUGUGCCGAAAUAUGGCCAACUAAUGGUCAGUGGAACGAUGGACAAUGUCAUGUUCCACAUAAUUACAUUUGUGAAAAAACUGACGAGCAGAGUUCGAUAAUUGGUUGACCUCUAUGGAGGCUAUUCGUUGCCAAAAAUCCAGCCUUUGAAACUUGACAAUGCAUACUUCGGUGUAAUAUGUCACAACUUUAGUGAUCUAAAUAUUAGUAUCGUAUUUUAAAGAUUCUGUUUUAUUGAAUUCUAACUGAUUAUAUGAACUUGAAUAUAAAGAUAUUUUGAAAUAUAAUAAUAUCUUUACACA
This is a messenger RNA of Ruditapes philippinarum (Manila clam), 772 nucleotides long. RefSeq names its product perlucin-like protein. Bases 106 to 579 code for a protein of 157 amino acids. NCBI's taxonomy places the organism in Eukaryota, Metazoa, Mollusca, Bivalvia, Venerida, Veneridae. The record is from RefSeq and is a predicted model, not a curated record. The transcript has 5 exons.